CUCACUCACUCACUUCAUCUCUAGGUUUUAAAAAGUCCAUUUGUCUAGUUAAACCCAGCAUCAAUGGCGCCUCACGACAUCCGGCGACCGUUCAAACGCGCGGCGAUCUCCGAUCAACAAAAACGCCGUGAACUCUCUCUGCAACGACAGGCUCAGAACCGGACUGAAGCUCAGCUGCAAGCUCGCCGGCUCGCCUCCUCCAUCCUCUCCUUCCCGAACCACAACUCUGAUCCUCAACCACUCGACCUUGUUCCCGAACCUAUUGUUGAAGAACCGGAAACCGACGCCACCGGAGAUAUUAGCGAAAUCGACAUCCGUCAUGCCGCUCGGCUCAAAGGCUCCGAAGCUCGCCGCUGGUUCGCUAGUCAGCUCAUGCUUCCGGAGUGGAUGAUCGAUGUUCCUGACCGCCUUAAUGAGGACUGGUACGUAUUUGCAAGGCCUGCCGGAAAACGAUGCUUUGUUGUUUCAUCAAACGGAACCACCGUAAGCAGGCUACGAAACGGUUCACUCUUGCACCGUUUUCCUUCAGCUUUACCUAAUGGCGCCAGAACCAGAGAAAGUUCUAGAUCUGGCCAAUCAUAUUGUAUACUUGACUGCAUAUUUCACGAGUCGGAUCAAACUUACUAUGUAAUAGACAUGGUAUGCUGGGCGGGAAUCUCGUUUUACGAAUGCACUGCUGAGUUCAGGUUUUUUUGGAUGAACAGCAAGCUUGUUGAGUCGGGUGCUUGUGUGGGCCCCUCUACUUAUCAUAGAUAUAGAUUUAGCCUCGUUCCUGUUUAUAGUUGUGAUCAUGAGGGGCUUCAAACAGCUUAUACAGGGGCGGUACCUUAUUUGAAGGAUGGGCUACUGUUUUAUAACAAGCAUGCACAUUAUCAAACGGGAAACACACCGCUGGUGCUUGUGUGGAAGGACGAGAGUUGUAGUCAAUAUGUUAUUGAUACAGAUAACAAAGGACAGGUUCCAAAUCAACAGCAGGUGGUUUUGGAGCUACAAGAUAACGGGCAGCUGGUUACAUCCGAUGAUCCUCCGGUUGUACUUGGAUGCUUGAAUGCAACUUUCAUACAAGAGACAGGACUGCAAUCAGGAAACCUUGUACGAUUUGCUGUUAAUGAUGGUGGAUUAACGUUUGUGGAUGGGAAACUGGAGAAAGCUGAUUUACACUACAUAGGAAAGGUCCAUCGCGCACGUGCUUUUGCGGAUAGUUACUCCAAGAUUGUAUUCCAAUACAUGGUUCGUCAUUCACCUCUACGGAUAGAACAUCUGUUUGCAUCCAUCGGCAGUCCAAGUGAACAAGAGAGCAACGAGGUGGAAAUGGUUGGUUGAAGGUUUGAUCCUCACGAAUGUUUAUACGUUGUUUUGCCAUUGUUUUGAAUUACUGUGUUUACGUGGCAAUUCAACCCUUUUAAAUAUUAUAAUAUUAUUAUUAUGAAUAUAAGUAAUGUCAGACCUUCGCCUGCUG
This is a messenger RNA of Helianthus annuus (common sunflower), 1459 nucleotides long. Its product is annotated as snurportin-1. NCBI's taxonomy places the organism in Eukaryota, Viridiplantae, Streptophyta, Magnoliopsida, Asterales, Asteraceae. Gene Ontology annotation, biological process: snRNA import into nucleus. The record is from RefSeq and is a predicted model, not a curated record. Bases 64 to 1323 code for a protein of 419 amino acids. Gene Ontology annotation, cellular component: cytoplasm; nucleus. The transcript is spliced from 7 exons.